AUGUCGUCCCCCGGUGCUGGUUUUGAAUUCCCUUCCAAGGAUGUGGCCUGGCAAAAGCGCGAUGUGCUGCUCUUCGCCAACAGCAUCGGCUGCACAGCGGACGAGCUGCACUUCCUCUACGAACUGCACCCCAACUUCUCCGUGUUCCCAACCUACCCUCUCAUCCUGCCUUUCAAACUCACCGACCAAGAAGUAGUCGACUUCUACGCCCGCCAAUCAGCAACCGAGAUCCCCGGCGUGCCCAAGCUCGACUUCCGCCGCGCAGUCGACGGCCAGCGCAAGCUGACCGUCCUGAAACCCCUCCCGCCCACCAGUGCGGGCCGCCAGUUUGAGCUGCGCAAUAAGGUCGUCGGUGUUUAUGACAAGGGCAAGCCCGGGACCGUUGUGGAAACUGAGCAAUCGAUUGUCGAUAAGCAGACCGGCGAGGUGUACUCCAAGACUGUCGGUAGUGGAUUCUUGGUUGGGCAGGGCGGUUGGGGCGGUCCGAAGGGACCGAGCACGGUGAACUACCCUCCUCCGCCGGGAAAGAAGGCCGAUGCAGUGCAUGUGGUUCAGACGAAUCAGGAGACUGCGCACUUGUACCGUCUAAACGGCGACUACAACCCUCUCCACGCAACCCCGGAGCCUGGCCAGAAAAUGGGCUUCGGCGGCGUCAUCAUCCACGGCCUGUUCAGCUGGAACUCGAGCGCCGUCGGCCUCCUACGCCAGCUGGGCGGCAGUGAUCCCGCGAAUCUCCGCGAAUUCCAGGCGCGCUUUGCGUCGCCGGUGCGGCCUGGUGAUACGCUCACGACGGAGAUUUGGCGCAUGGGUAAUGUGGAGGAUGGGUUUGAGGAGGUGCGCUUCGUUACGAAGAAUCAGCAUGAUAAGGUCGUACUUAGCAAUGGGCGAGCUCUGGUGAAGAUUGUUGGGGCGAAGAGUAAGCUGUGA
Penicillium lagena is the source of this 927-nucleotide messenger RNA. RefSeq names its product putative peroxisomal dehydratase. The transcript has 5 exons. Gene Ontology annotation, cellular component: peroxisome. NCBI's taxonomy places the organism in Eukaryota, Fungi, Ascomycota, Eurotiomycetes, Eurotiales, Aspergillaceae. Bases 1 to 927 code for a protein of 308 amino acids. The record is from RefSeq and is a predicted model, not a curated record.